AUGGCUGCUAAUGAUAUAGGCACAAAACGUGUCAUAAGACAAGAACAAAGCUAUAGUAAACAUGAACCGUAUUUCACACCCGUUAAUAACGAGUUGUCUGUUGACGGGCUGUCCGAUCCGAAUGGUCGAUCCAGACCGUCGAAUUAUGAUAGUCAAGUGAUCCAUUCAGCUGAUGCGUCACAACCAUCUGCAAGACGAAUUGUUGUUGUUCGAAAUCCAAAACAGCCAAAUGUACAUCAACAGCUACAAUCUAAUAUUAAUGAUUUACUACGACCAAAUUCAGCUACCUUAUUACCAUCAGAAACACAGACGCCGCAAAAGACGGUUUAUGUUAUACGUCGACCAAUACCUUCUACCUCAGGUCUUCCUCAGUCAGCUAAAAAAGAUUUACAACAUCUAUCAAAUGUUAUUAUUAUAGAUCAAACUCACAAGCCCAAAGUUCGCUCACCAAUUCUUUUGCAAGAUGAACCACCAUCAAAGAUUGAGACGCCUAUUCCUCCGGCAGAAGAAACAAAUGAAACAAAUGAUCCACAUAAGAAACCACUAACUGUACAUUUUCGACGCCCAUCACCACCAUACAAAAGAAUUGAUGAUGACACACCAAGAGAAACCACAAAAAAGCAAGUGCCCUUCCGAAAAGGAAAAACUGCUGGCGUUCAAAUUAGUCCGCCGAGAUCUCCUGUAGACGAAAGACCAGCUUAUGUGAAACAACAAAAAGUAACGUUUGUUGAUGACGAUCGAAUUAAAUCGGAUCAUAUGAACUCAUCAAGAUCCGCUACAUUGGUUAAUCCUGAAGAGCAAUCCAUCACAGUUAUGGAACAUCCUCACGUCAAAAAUGGUUUUAUCAAGGAGAAACGGCUAAGAACAAAUCAUGUAUACGAUAAAGCACAGGUACAUUAA
Messenger RNA from Didymodactylos carnosus, 900 nucleotides. Lineage: Eukaryota; Metazoa; Rotifera; Eurotatoria; Philodinida; Philodinidae. The record is from the annotation of a GenBank genome assembly.